UCUACCAGAAAGGUUUCAUCUUCUCUUUUAGUUCCCGCCGUGCUUCUGGGUUCCGAUAAACCUCAGCUUUCAUUAUUACCGAAAUGCCCCUCCCAAGACCCCAUAUUCCAACCCAGUCUUCCUUCCGCUUCGGUCUCUCCGACGCUCUCCUCGCCGACAAAGCAAUCACAUACCUCAAGCGCCACCCCCACAACCUCAACUCUCUCUCUUCCCAUUUCACCCCUGAAGCCGCCUCCUGCUUACUCCUCAAAUCCCAAUUCGACCAAACCCUAACCCUAAAGUUCCUCAAUUGGGCUCGCAGCCACCACCACCGCUUCUUCACCUUCCAGAGCAAGUGCCUCGCCCUCCACAUCCUCACCCGCUUCAAGCUCUACAAGUCCGCCCAGGCCCUCGCCGAGGAGGUCGCCGUCAACACCGUCGACGACAGGGGCAAUUUGGUCUUUCAGUGCCUCACGGACUCGCUGCAGGUCUGCAAUUCCAGCUCGGCGGUUUUCGACUUGGUGGUGAAGUCUUACUCUCAUUUGAAUUUCGUUGAUAAAGCUAUUAACAUUGUUAACUUAGCUAAAGCUCAUGGAUUUAUGCCCGGUGUGCUUUCGUAUAAUGCGAUUUUAGAUGCUGUGAUUAGGUCUAGAGGGUCUGCUCAGUUUGCUGAGGAGGUUUUUAGUGAGAUGACUAGGAAUGGGGUUUCGCCGAAUGUGUAUACAUAUAACAUUUUGAUUAGGGGUUUCAGUGCGGCGGGGAAUUUGGAAAUGGUGUUGUAUUUUUGGAGUGAAAUGGAGAGGAAUGGGUGUCUGCCGAAUGUGGUUACGUAUAAUACGUUGAUUGAUGCUUAUUGUAAGUUGAAGAGGAUGGAUGACGCGUUCGGAUUGUUGAGAUCGAUGGCAUUGAAGGGUUUGGAGCCUAAUUUGAUUUCGUAUAAUGUGGUGAUUAAUGGGUUGUGUCGGGAAGGGAGGAUGAAUGAGACUGGUCAGAUUCUUGAGGAGAUGAAAAGAAAGGGUUUUGUUCCUGACGAGGUGACAAAUAAUACACUCAUUAGUGGGUAUUGCAAGGAAGGUAAUUUUCACCAAGCACUUGUGUUGCAAGAGGAGAUGCGGAGGAAUGGCUUGUCUCCGAAUGUUGUCACUUAUACAGCAUUGAUCAAUGCCAUGUGUAAGGCUAAGAAUUUGAAUCGAGCAAUGGAGUUUUUUGAGCAGAUGCGUGUUAGAGGACUUCCUCCAAAUGAGAGGACGUAUACUACAUUGAUAGAUGGCUUCGCCCAACAAGGGUUCUUAAAUGAAGCUUACCGUCUUCUGAAUGAAAUGGUUGGUGGUGGAUUUUCUCCUUCGGUUGUGACUUACAAUGCCCUUAUCAAUGGAUACUGCUUAUUAGGCAGGAUGGAAGAGGCAAUGGGAAUUGUACAAGAUAUGGUAGGGAAAGGGUUAUCCCCUGAUGUAGUAAGUUAUAGUACUAUUAUCACUGGGUUUUGUCGGCAUCAAGAAUUGGAGAGUGCAUUCCAAAUGAAGAUGGAGAUGGUGGAGAAGGGUAUAUCACCCGAUGCUGUUACCUAUUCAUCACUAAUUCAAGGUGUCUGUCAGCAAGGGAGACUAGUUGAAGCUUGUGAUCUCUUCCAAGAAAUGAUAAGUAUGGGUUUGCGUCCUGAUGAAUUCACAUACACAACCUUGAUCAAUGCUUACUGCAAGGAAGGGGAUUUGAAUAAGGCUCUUCAGUUGAAUGACGAAAUGAUAAAGAAAGGUUUCCUACCUGAUGUUGUGACCUACAGUGUGCUUAUCAAUGGACUUAACAAACAAGCUCGGACAAGAGAAGCAAAGAAACUUCUACUCAAGUUGUUCUAUGAUAACUCUGUCCCAGAUGAUGUCACAUACAAUACUCUAAUAGAGAGCUGCACGAAUGUUGAAUUUAAGAGUGUGGUAGCCCUUGUAAAGGGAUUCUGCAUGAAGGGUUUGAUGAAAGAAGCAGAUCAAGUUUUUGAAACAGUGAUUAAGAGGAAAUACAAACCUAAUGGAGCAGUUUAUGACGUUAUCAUACAUGGUCAUUGUAAGGAAGGAAAUGUUCAGAAGGCAUUGAAUCUGUACAAGGAAAUGUUGCUUUCUGGUUAUCUUCCUCAUACUGUAACUGUUAUUGCGCUGAUUAAAGAACUUUUCACAGAGGGAAUGAACAAUGAACUGAGUCAAGUCAUAGAGAACACACUGAGGAGCUGUGAGCUUACUGAUGCUGAGCUUGCAAAGCUACUUGUUGAAACAAACCAUAAAGAAGGAAAUAUGGAUGCAGUUUUUAAUGUCCUUGGUGAAAUGGCCAAGGAUGGUCUCCUUCCAAAUAGUGGAGCAAACGCUUGUGCAGGGGGGUAAAUAUUGUCUUAUUAAAAAGAGAAAAAAAUGAUAUCAAGCAUUCAAGCUGAUUGUCAUUUUCUCUGAUUGACCAAGUAAAUGAUGAAGGUGGUAUGCCGAAGUGCAUAAUUAUCUGAGUUUUGGUUGUUGGCAUACAAAUUGCUUUACUGAAGUUAUGGUGGCUUGCUGCAAUGAACCUUGUUCCUCCAUUGCCAUGUUCAUUGGCCAAUUUAUUUGUGAAGAUUCAUCAUUUACCACUGCACUUUCCUUCACUUGCUGGAAAGGUCCUGAUGAAUUUAACAGAUAGUUGUGGUGGUUACCAUCAAUUCCCUGAGGCCAAGUCUUUCUCAAGAUUCAUAUCAAAGCAGAAGUGAAUAGGAACUUGGUGAAGCAAUUGGUUUUUUCUUCCUCGUAAUGGAAGAUGUGCAUGAUGUUUCUAUUUGGUACCAUCUUCACUUGCCAGAAGGGGGCACACGUUGUGUUAUUUUGCCUUUGAGCAUAGCAUAUCCUGAGAUGCCAAGGACGUGGUGGAUUUGAUUCGGAUGAGAUUUGAAGGAUAUAUUUGAGACCGAAAGAAGAUAUGAACGAUGGAAUGUCUGUUAAAUAUUGGGACUAUGAGUCUGCAACUAUGAGUCUCGUUGCAGGUCUGCAAUUCCAGCUCGGCGGUUUUCGACUUGGUGGUGAAGUCUUACUCUCAUUUGAAUUUCGUUGAUAAAGCUAUUAACAUUGCUAAGCUCAUGGAUUUAUGCCUGGUGUGCUUUCGUAUAAUGCGAUUUUAGAUGCAGUGAUUAGGUCUAAAGGGUCUGUUCGGUUUGCUGAGGAUGUUCUUUUACUUCUGAAGGGAUGGAAAAUACUCAAAAGAUGAUGCAAAGACUGUUGCAUUUUGUCAUCUGCAGGGUGUGGUGCACCGUGAUAUUAAGCCAGAGAACUUUUUGUAUACUGCUAAGGAUGAGAGUUCGCCAUUGAAAGCCAUUGACUUUGGCCUAUCAGAUUUUGCCAAACCAGGCACUGUCUAAGACAUUGACUGUGGAAGAACUCUUUUAUCUGAAGGAGCAGUUUGCACUAUUAGUACCGAAUAAGAAUGGCACUAUCACUCUUGACAAUAUUAGAAUGGUCC
Rosa rugosa (rugosa rose) is the source of this 3441-nucleotide messenger RNA. Its product is annotated as pentatricopeptide repeat-containing protein At5g39710. The record is from RefSeq and is a predicted model, not a curated record. Gene Ontology annotation, molecular function: protein binding. The coding region runs from base 84 to 2345 and encodes 753 amino acids. The transcript is spliced from 4 exons. NCBI's taxonomy places the organism in Eukaryota, Viridiplantae, Streptophyta, Magnoliopsida, Rosales, Rosaceae.